AUGGGUAACAUCUGCUCUCGCUCCGCCAACAAGGACGAUAACUUCUCGGGACCCGGCCAAACCCUCGGCUCGAGCUCAGAUGCCCCACGACCAGUCCCAGUAACGAAAAAGCAAACUAUAGCAGGUACAUCUGGCCGACCACUAGGCUCAGCAGGCGGUGAUGGGACGUCAAGUCCUGCGCCGCCAGAUGGUGCGAGGAGUGCUGCUGCCAGAGCAGCUGAGGAACGUGCCACAGCAGCUAAUAAGCCAGGAGGCAAGCUCUCUGGACAAUUAGCUGCACAGAAGAAGCAGACUCAGACUCAGACGCUGAAUACUGGAUCGGAACAGGAGAGAUUAGCUAGGGCAGCUGAUGCGAAUACUCAAGCGAGGAAUUGGAACUGA
Messenger RNA from Lithohypha guttulata, 381 nucleotides. RefSeq lists its product as uncharacterized. The coding region runs from base 1 to 381 and encodes 126 amino acids. NCBI's taxonomy places the organism in Eukaryota, Fungi, Ascomycota, Eurotiomycetes, Chaetothyriales, Trichomeriaceae. The record is from RefSeq and is a predicted model, not a curated record. The transcript has 2 exons.